This is a messenger RNA of Oryzias melastigma (Indian medaka), 1800 nucleotides long. RefSeq names its product major facilitator superfamily domain containing 1-like (gene mfsd1l). NCBI's taxonomy places the organism in Eukaryota, Metazoa, Chordata, Actinopteri, Beloniformes, Adrianichthyidae. Gene Ontology annotation, molecular function: transmembrane transporter activity. The coding region runs from base 287 to 1726 and encodes 479 amino acids. The transcript has 13 exons. The record is from RefSeq and is a predicted model, not a curated record. Gene Ontology annotation, biological process: transmembrane transport.
UAUGUGUCAACUAAUCUUUGUCAAUAAAGUUAUUACAAAAACAGCAUUUCCGGUUUGCGCAGAUUUUAAAAGGAAUGCGCUGUGUCCUUCCGUUUGAAUCCAACAGCAGCAGCACCAUCCGCGUGAUUUAGAGAGCUGCGGUUUUACGACGGAGCCCGCAGAGGAGAAGUGGACUUUUUACGUAUCCUGCUAACCCAGUGACACAGUCUGCUUACACGUAAACAACAGCAGAUUUUAGGCAUUUAAAUAAAUAAUUUAAGUUUUAACGCAAUAAUUUGAUGUCACAAUGGUGCAGCCGGCAGAGAAAGCGUAUUAUCGCUUUGUGGUGCUGUUUUUUAACUGCCUGCUGACAUUCGGCUCCUACUUCUGCUUUGACAUGCCCAGCGUGUUGCAGGAUCAAUUCCAAGGGAACCUCACCUGUCCCAAUGCGACAGUAAUCAACGGGACGGUGGACUGCGUGGCGGGACUGGGGAUGACCCCUCAGCAGUACAAUCUUCUUUAUGCCAUUUACGCUUGGACGAAUGCAAUAGUUGUGAUUCUUGCAGGAUUCCUGAUUGACAAGUUGGGAAAUCGCUUCGGGGUGUUUCUGUUUUCUUUUCUCUGCGUUUUGGGCUCCUCCCUUUUUGCGCUGGGCUCCCACUUCAAAGGAACUCCUUACCUGCUUCCUCUCAUGCUCACCGGCCGUCUGCUGUUCGGAUCAGGGAACGGAUCUCUGACCAUUGUUCAGAACCGCAUCACGGCCUUUUGGUUUAAAGGGAAGGAGCUGGCUCUGGCCUUCGGCCUGACUCUGGCCUUUUCUCGCCUGGGCUCGGUCCUGAACUUCUUCCUCACUGAGAAGUUUGAGGAUAAAUUUGGGAUGCAGUGGACACUGUGGGGCGGAGCUCUUUUGUGUGUUCUGGGCUUCAGCUCGGCUAUAAUAGUGAGCGCUAUGGACAAGGUGGGAAUGAAGCAGCUGGGUUUAGAGGGAUCCAUGCAAGAGGCAUCUCGAAAAGUGCGGAUUCAGGAUGUGAAGCUUUUGUCUCUGAGAUAUUGGCUGUUGGUUCUCACCAUCAUGUUUUUUUACAACGGCAUCUUCCCCUUUAUCGCAGAUGCCAGUAAAUUCAUUCAGGACAAAUACGGGAAUUACAGUCAGAAGGAGGCGGCGUAUGUGGCAGGAGCGGUUUACGACAGCUCUCUGGUCCUCUCUGCCAGCGUGGGGAUACUUAUUGAUUACGUGGGCCUGCGCGGCAUCUUCGCACUGACCUGCGCCGUCCUCACUCUGCCGGUGUUUGGACUCCUGGCCUUCACCUUCGUCCCUCCUCUGGUCUCCACCAUAUGGCUGGGAAUUACAUAUUCCUUUGCUGCUGCCAGCAUGUGGCCGUCCAUCCCCCUUGUUGUCCCUCAGGCCACUCUGGGGACCGCCAUGGGCCUGGCCACCUCCAUCCAGAUGGUUGGCAUCGGGCUGUCCAACCUUGUAGUUGGACAAAUAUUGGGAACUCAGUCCAGUGAAGCGAAGAUCCCGCUGUGGCGCUGGAAGAGGAUGAUGAUCUUCAUGUUGGCCAACACCGUCAGCUGCAUCGUGACCUCUGUGCUGCUCAACGUUGUUGAUUACAAACAGGGAGGAACUUUGAACAAAACGACGAAGAGGUCGCAGCAGGCGGAGCGCAACUGUGAACGAGAGCCUCUCAUCAAAGCAGAGGAAGAGCCAAACGAAGACGACGGUGCUGCCAAUUCUAUCAAUUCAUGAACAGAUUUUAAUUUUUUAAUAAUGUGUUUUAUGGGCAUUUGAUUUCAAUUUCUUAAAAUCCUAAAUUCUUAAAA